AUGGAAUCUGAAAAUUACGCUUCACUUAUUAAUGAAGACAACGAUAACGAUAAGCUUAGCAUUAACUCAGUUAAUGAGUUUCUCACUCAAAAGAAUAUCCUUGUUGAAGAUAAAGGGAGUGCUAAAAGCAAUGAAAGUGGUUAUAAGUUCCUUAAUAGCAAGGAAAAACUUUCUGUAGAGCUUGGAGAAGAUUCAGAACAAGAAGAGAGUCUUUGUAGAAGUGAUUUGAUUGCAGAUAUGGCUGUCAAGCAACUUACAGUUCCUAAAGCAAUCAUGAAUAGGUCUAAGUUGAUAAAUAGCCCUAAAAAGAAGACAUCGAGAUCUAAAUCUACUUUCUAUCAUCAAGAUGUAGCCAAGAUGCUAGCUGUUCGCAAGAUAAUUACUGAAGCUGAAAAGAAGCUUGACUCUUGACAAAUCCUCAAAAUUAUUCAGAAGAAAUAAAGAGUAACUCCCCAAUAACUGGCAUGAGGAUACUAAUUCUAUUCUUAGAACUUUUGGUUUUAUGAAGCUUGACUAUUAAAGCUUCUUAAUAUUAAAAGUCUCCAAGAAUAGUUCCAAUGACCAACGAUCAUAAUCGGCUUGCCAAAAGGCAUAACCUAAUUGAUAUCUAGACUUUUAAC
Molecule: messenger RNA, 620 nt
Organism: Moneuplotes crassus
Lineage: Eukaryota; Ciliophora; Spirotrichea; Euplotida; Euplotidae
Source: the annotation of a GenBank genome assembly